Messenger RNA from Heterobasidion irregulare TC 32-1, 375 nucleotides. RefSeq lists its product as uncharacterized. The transcript has 3 exons. The annotation marks the transcript as partial. Gene Ontology annotation, biological process: translation. Gene Ontology annotation, molecular function: structural constituent of ribosome. The record is from RefSeq and is a predicted model, not a curated record. Gene Ontology annotation, cellular component: mitochondrion; ribosome. Lineage: Eukaryota; Fungi; Basidiomycota; Agaricomycetes; Russulales; Bondarzewiaceae.
CGACCAGCUCUGCACCUUCACUCUUUCGCUAAGAUGCCUCCCAUGGCCUUCACGGGCCUUGUCACCAAGGUCGGAUUUAUGAACAAGACGGCGACGGUGACUGUCUCGCGCUGGGUGUUCCACAAGCUCACUGGCAAGCGCAUACUCAGGAGUACCAAGCUUCUCGUGCAUGACGAGAAGAACCAGCUGCGAAUGGACGACUCUGUUCUUAUCCGUAAUUGCCCACCCAUCUCCGCGCGCAAGCGCUUCACGUUGGAGAAGGUGGUCAAGAGCCCUGAACAGGAGCGCGAGCGUGCGCACGCGGGCCUGCAACACGCUACGGAGACACCAGCCCCGCCACCACCACUGGAAGCGCAGCCUACUCUAUCCGCUUGA